Molecule: messenger RNA, 1246 nt
Organism: Gymnogyps californianus (California condor)
Lineage: Eukaryota; Metazoa; Chordata; Aves; Accipitriformes; Cathartidae
Product: dynactin subunit 2-like
Exons: 10
Coding region: 1-996 (331 amino acids)
Biological process (GO): mitotic spindle organization
Cellular component (GO): cytoplasm; dynactin complex; centrosome
Source: RefSeq, a predicted model, not a curated record
AUGGGGUUGGGAUGCAUCCACCCUGCCCUGUCUCCCAUCCCUCUUCUGCCCCGCAGGACACUCUGCCUGCUCUUGGUCAGCCUGGAGCUGGCCAUCGGCUUCACUCUGGCUGCUGCGGUGCUCUACGCCUCCUGGUUCGACCCCGAGCUCUUCUACCGCCUGCUGUUGCGUGUGCUGUGUGAGGAGACCUACGUCGACCUGGCGUAUGCACUGGGAAAGAUCCUCCCUGUGGUCAGCCUGGAGGUGGAGUCCGAGCAUGCCCGGAGCCAGCUGCUCCCUGCAGUGGCCCACUUCCACCCGGCCUGGAGAACGAGCCUUCCAUCGCUCAGCAGCUUCCACGGGCAGAGCCCAUGCUUGCCUGGGGAAGAGCCCCGCCAAAGCCCGGUGCCCACCGGAGACGCCGUCACCUUUGAGCUGUACUGGAAGCCGGAGCAGGAGCAGUUUGCCCAGACGGCCAAGAUCGCGGAGCUGGAGAAGCGGCUGGCGCAGCUGGAGGCGACGGUGCGGUGCGAGCCCGAGAGCCAGCACCCGCUGUCAGUCGGGCUGAAGGGCACCAGCCUCAUGGAGACCCUGCAGCUCGUGCAGGCCAAGGUCAACGUCCUGGACGUGGCCGUGCUGGACCAAGUGGAGGCCCGGCUGCAGAGCGUCCUGGCGAAGGUGAAUGAAAUUGCCAAACACAAGGCAACUGUGCAAGAUGCCGACACUCAGAGCAAGAUCCACCAGAUCUAUGAGACGAUGCAGCGCUGGGACCCCGUGGCCAGCACCCUGCCCGACGUUGUGCAGAGGCUGGUGACCCUGCGGGACCUGCAUGAGCAAGCCACACAGUUCGGGCAGGUCCUCGUGCACUUGGACACCACGCAGCAGGAGGCGGCUGGGGCUCUCAAGGACAACAGCGUGCUGCUGGCGGAGCUCCAGAAGACAAUGAAGGAGAACCUGGCCAUCGUAGAGGAGAACUCUGCGGAGAUAGACGCCCGCAUCAAGCGGCUGCAGAAGUGAGAGCACCCUGGAGACCCCCCGCACCGGGCAUCCCUGCCCCCCCCAGGCCCUGUGACCCCCUGGGAAUCGCUCCCUGCCCCCGCAGGUACCAGCCCCUGCUUGUAUAUACCCUGGCUCUGCCCCGCUGCAGAGCAUGGGGGCUGGAGGGGUCCUCCCCACCCCUCCCUUCCCACCUCGCGGGGGGGGUGUCUCUGGGCCCCCCCGAUUUACCCCAAUAAACAGCUCAGCUCCACACGCAUGCGUGUCGGCA